AUGGCAGUAUCAGACCAAAAGACGGCACCCAAAUCUACACACGUAGCCGAUCCUGCGCUUGCGCCAUUCCUCCAGGAACGCUUUGACCCUGCCGACUAUCUCAAUGCCACGCUUCCAUCGCUCUCGCUAGCCUCCAGGCCAAAGCCCGGCAGUGCCGCUUCGUUGGCUGAGCUCUCUUCGCAGACGCAAGACCUCCUUUCGCAGCUCAAUGCGCAUACAACGCGGCUAUCGGCGAUACUGACACAGUUGACCGAUGACAUAUUGCGAAGCGGUGGGCGACUGGCUUACGAGGUCGAGGUGCUGCGGGGAGAGGCGAUAGGGCUUACGGAAACCCUGACAGAUGGAUUGAAGAGCGAUGUCCAGAGAUUCUUGCCAGGUGGCAUCAAGGUGAACACAGAAUCAAUAGACGAUGGUGUCGCAAGCCCGGCAGCCAUACCUGCAGAUGCACAAGAUGGAGAUCAACGGCCGCCGAUGGCGUUGGUAGGAGACAAAGACACUACACCGGAAUACAUUUCCGACCUCCGAACUCUCAGUACGGUCCGCUCGCGGCUCGAGACAGUGAUCAAGGUAUUCGGUGAAGCCAUGCACUGGACAUUACCGCCGUCCGAGGUGUCCCUGGGCGCCUCCCUCAUCAGUGUCUCAGCUCCUGAGCCCGGCACAGACAACGCCUCCCGAGAGCAAAAGGGCAAGGAGUUUGCUGCCUCACUACGCUCCGAGAUUGCCGAUCUCAUCACCGGUGAUCCUGAAGGUGGCAUAGAGAAGGCCGAGGCACGGAUACAGGCGCUAAGAGACCUGGCGCGGGUCUGGAAGGGUACAGCAGAGGAGAAGGCAAGAACAAAGUUCGUCGAUGGUCUCGUCAAGCUGGCGGAAGAGAAGCAAAGAGAGCAGGAAAAGGAAAAAGACGAGGACAAGGAACGAGGUCAGCAGAAGCCAGCUAGGAGUAGCAGUGUGUCAAAGCCACAACAGCAGCCUCAGCAGCAGAAAAGCGGUGGGUUCCUGGAGAAUUUACAGAGGAUACGAGGUUUCGUGGAAUGAAGAAUGCUUCUACCUAGUCUACGAUCGGCGUCUCUGUAGGUGAUCACGUGAACACGUGUGGUAUUUCGGUGAAACACAGCGGCAAAAAGCACGUCGAUCUUCACCUACGUCAGAGGUAGGAAUUGCUGCAUGAUCAUCGGGUCAAGUUAUUGCUGGCUAGUGUCUAACCAGAGCAAGUCACGAUAGUACAUCACCAUCGCGAGCUAUCCUCAUGCCACUGAGUAAAUCUAAAACGUGCGUGAUUAUUCUCAUUCCACAUA
Pyrenophora tritici-repentis Pt-1C-BFP is the source of this 1295-nucleotide messenger RNA. The record is from RefSeq and is a predicted model, not a curated record. Lineage: Eukaryota; Fungi; Ascomycota; Dothideomycetes; Pleosporales; Pleosporaceae.